AUGCAUUUGAACAAUGUAGCGCAAUGGGCGACGGUCAUUUCUUCACUACUCCUCCGAGGAUUGGCUUUUGUGUUUCUUCGCUGGAUACCCGGGCAUCCAUUUCCGCCGCUGAUAUAUACCUUGUUUGCUACCUACAUCCCGGCUUUCUGGUAUACGGCAACACACACAAGUCCAUUGAGCGUCGUCUCCGAUAGGGUCGUUAUCACGGAAAAGGAAAAUGUUCCGGAAGAUGUUGUCCAUGUCGAUGGCCGAUACGUCGACGGCCCAGUGGCUGAUCCCGGGAAGGAACUGGUCGUUGAAGAGGAAAUCGAAGUGGAAGAGAAAGAUGCUCAACGUCUCAUGACUCUUUUGACGGGUUUGCCGAGUCCGACAAGUUUGAUUUGGAGUGUUGUGACUUGUUUGAUUAAUUUGGUGCUGGUGGGAAUGGUUGCUGAUUUGGUCUGGCGAGCACAUUACUUUUACCCAAGUCAUGAUCUGUCCAUGGCGAGGGUGGGAUAUGUUUCGGAUACGACGGCCAAGAUUCUUGUACGAGAGCCGGAUGUUGCACGUUUCCCGGUCUUUGCAUCGUACCGUCUGGCGGAUGGGGAUGAUGCAGAAGAUGCAUGGAAAUCGGCGGGAAGCAUUACCUGGAUGGACAAUCGUACUGAUUUCACCGACACACUCACAUUAACUGGACUGCAACCCGACAGUCGAUAUCAAUACACCGCCAACAAUCAUACCGGCUUCUUCACCACCGCACCACCAAUAGGCCGCAUUUCCACCCGAGCUGACAAGGGAGAUUCGUUCACCUUUGUCCACUCCUCCUGCAUCAAACUCAACUUCCCUUACAAUCCCCUCUCUCAUCCUCUAUCCGCCGCAGGAUUGAAACAUCUAACACAAGCAAUCUCCGGACUGGGCGCACAAUUCAUGCUCUUCCUUGGCGACUUCAUCUACAUUGAUGUUCCCCGCCGCAAAGGUGUCGAUUUGGAGUCCUACCGAAGAGACUAUCGUCAAGUCUAUGCUUCUCCAGAUUGGCCGCAAGCUACAGAAGAUCUCCCAUGGAUCCACGUUUAUGACGACCACGAAAUCGCCAACGACUGGGACAAAAACACCACUGCUCCUUUCCUCUCCGCGAACGACCCGUACGAACACUACCACAUCGCCGCCAAUCCUCCAGCCGCAAGAUCCGGAGAGACAUACUUUACCUUUACUCAAGGCCCCACCACCUUCUUCAUGCUGGAUACCCGUCGUUACCGCGAUCCCAACGAUAACACCAACGGCUCCGAUCCCAUUACAGGAGAAGCUACAAAGACAAUGCUGGGGAAACAUCAACUGGCCGAUCUUCUCGAAUGGCUCCGUCGGGAUGAGCCCGCAGGAGUGAAGUGGAAGAUUGUCAUCUCCAGCGUCCCCUUCACGAAGAACUGGCACGUCAACGCCCAGGAUACUUGGCGGGGAUAUCUGGGAGAACGUCAAAUCAUUCUCGAAGCAAUGUGGGAUGUAGGAGGUGGUGUUGUCGUUCUUUCAGGCGAUCGGCAUGAAUUCGCCGCUACUGCUUUCCCUCCACCUCCUCCACAGAUACAAGAGGGAGGAGUGGAAGGGAAGAAUUGGCCCUUAACCGCCACGGUACAUGAAUUCAGCGUCAGUCCGUUGAAUAUGUUCUACCUCCCUAUCACGACUUAUUGGGAGAGUUCGACGAGUCGGGUGUAUACGAGUGAUGUUUGCUUGAAGUAUGUGCGGAAUGGGAAUAGUAAGGUCGGRGCGGUGAGUAUUUCUGAGAUGGGGGAGGGGGAGGGGAGCAGGUUGAUGUAUCGAUUGUUUGUUGAUGGGAAGGAGGAGUGGAGGUAUGCUGUUACUGCUACGCCGCCCGAUGGUUGA
This is a messenger RNA of Ramularia collo-cygni, 1854 nucleotides long. Its product is annotated as related to alkaline phosphatase family protein. The transcript has 3 exons. NCBI's taxonomy places the organism in Eukaryota, Fungi, Ascomycota, Dothideomycetes, Mycosphaerellales, Mycosphaerellaceae. Bases 1 to 1854 code for a protein of 617 amino acids. The record is from RefSeq and is a predicted model, not a curated record.